Molecule: messenger RNA, 8666 nt
Organism: Myxocyprinus asiaticus (Chinese sucker)
Lineage: Eukaryota; Metazoa; Chordata; Actinopteri; Cypriniformes; Catostomidae
Product: protein MTSS 2-like
Exons: 14
Coding region: 422-2677 (751 amino acids)
Biological process (GO): cell projection assembly; plasma membrane organization
Cellular component (GO): actin cytoskeleton; cytoplasmic side of plasma membrane
Molecular function (GO): actin binding; phospholipid binding
Source: RefSeq, a predicted model, not a curated record
CCCACCGCUCCAUACAUCGAUCUCCUUUUCUUACAGCCAUUCAGCUCGAUUUCGCCUCGUUGUCCGAAGAUGACUGUGACUACUGCGGGGCCAUCCACGAGCCUAACCUCCUCCAACCGCGGAGAGUAGAUUCGGAGAGAGAGAGAGAGAGAGAGAGAGAGAGAGAGAGAGAGAGAGAGAGAGAGAGAGAGAGAGAGAGAGAGAGAGAGUAACCCACCUCGCUCUCUUCUCUUCCCAUCAUCUGCCUCAGUCCUCUGGGCAGCAAACCGACAGCUGAAGACACAAAGAUUUACAUGAUAUCUGCCUCCAGUAUCUCUCACCCGCCAACACUUUCCUGCUUUCAGGGUCUCAAGGCAGGUCUAGACGGGAUAUUUUGGAAGUAAUUUCAUACUAGGAUUGUUUUUCGCUGUAUUCGGUGAAGAUGGAUAAUAUCAAUGUGGAGUCGGUGGAGAAAGAGUGCGGAGCUCUUGGCGGAUUAUUCCAGGCGAUUGUCAAUGAUAUGAAGUGUUCAUAUCCUGUCUGGGAAGACUUCAGUGCCAAGGCCACCAAGCUGCACUCUCAACUCCGAACCACCGUGUUAGCAGCAGUGGCCUUUCUGGAUGCUUUUCAAAAGGUGGCGGACAUGGCAACCAACACAAGAGGUGCCACCCGAGACAUUGGAUCGGCGCUGACUCGAAUGUGUAUGAGGCAUCGCAGCAUUGAGGCUAAACUACGGUAUUUUACUAAUGCUUUGAUGGAGAGCCUGAUCACUCCUCUACAGGACCGCAUUGAAGACUGGAAAAAGACAGCCAAUCAACUGGACAAGGAUCAUGCCAAAGAAUACAAACGGUCUCGUCAUGAAAUUAAGAAGAAAUCUUCAGACACAAUGAAAUUGCAGAAGAAAGCCAGGAAAGGACGGGGAGACCUUCAGCCUCAGCUGGACAGUGCGAUGCAGGAUGUGAAUGACAUGUACCUGCUGAUGGAGGAGACAGAGAAGCAGGCGGUGCGGCGCGCCCUAGUGGAGGAGAGAGGACGCUUCUGUACCUUCAUCAGCUUCCUGCAGCCUGUAGUGAAUGGAGAGAUUGCCAUGUUGGGAGAGAUCACUCAUCUCCAGGCCAUUAUUGAUGACCUCACUGUGCUGACCUCUGAUCCCCACAAGCUGCCCCCAGCCAGCGAGCAGGUAAUACAAGAUCUUAAGGGGUCAGAUUACUCUUGGUCCUACCAGACUCCCCCCUCCUCUCCCAGCAGCUCUGGUUCCAGGAAAAGCAGCAUGUGCAGCAGUGUAAACAGUGCCCAUAGUAGUGCCUCUCGAUCCUCUGGUGGCUCUCAGACUCACUCACCUAGUUCGUCCUGUCGCUACCGCAGCCUGGCCCAGCCACUAACGACUGCCGCACACCGUCUCAGCAGCGUCUCCUCCCACGACUCUGGCUUCAUUUCCCAGGAUGCUAAUGUUUACUCCAAACCCCCGUCACCCAUGCCCUCUGAUAUUACCAGCCAGAAGUCAUCAAGUUCUGCAUCCUCCGAAGCAUCUGAGACGUGUCAGUCAGUUAGUGAGUGUAGCUCUCCUACAGAUUGGUCCAAAGUAGGUUCCAAUGAACAACCAUUGGCCAGCACACUUCAGAGGAGGAAAGAGCCUUUGGAUAGGCUGAGGGAGGCAGAAAGCUCUCCUCAGUCCCAGGGCUAUUCUGGGAUGCAUUUGGAAGACCCCCAGAGGCCGAGGAUGACCCCGGCGACCAUAGCAGCCAAGCAUGGUGAGGAGGUCUCCCCAGCUGCUAGUGACCUGGCCAUGGUGCUGACACGAGGCCUCAGCAUGGAGCAGCAAAAGAGCAGCCGAGACUCCCUUCAGUACUCUAGUGGAUACAGCACUCAGACGACCACACCAUCCUGUUCAGAAGACACUAUCCCCUCACAGGGCUCCGAUUUUGAUGGCUACUCAGUGAAUGGAGACACUGAGGCCGAUGGCCAGGCUGAAUUUGAUAAAUCCUCCACAAUUCCCCGUCACAGCAAUAUCGCCCAGAACUACCGGCGAAUGAUACAGACUAAACGACCUGCCAGCACAGCGGGCUUGCCCAGCGGAGUCGGCGCUAUGGGUGGACCACCUGGUGGAGGCGGUGGGGGUGGUAUGCCUGGCACUGCCACUAUCCGCCGAACACCAUCUACCAAGCCUGGGGUGAGACGCACCCUCUCCAAUGCUGGCCCCAUUCCUAUACGCCCACCCAUUGUGCCAGUUAAGACCCCCACUGUGCCUGACUCGCCCGGCGGAUACACAGGCCUUCCCGCCCGUGUGGGCAGUGAAGAAUGUGUCUUUUAUGUGCCGGAUGAAGCCUCCACAGGCGCGCUGGAAUACGUGAAGGCCUCUCCGAAGCGCUUGAGCCUGCCUAACACAGCUUGGGCCGCAGGGGGUGUGGGUGGUGUAGAGAUGAGCGUUUAUGGCCAAACAGGGGAAGAAGACCAUCUACUGGCCGCCAAUCGCCACAGCCUGGUGGAGAAGAUCGGGGAGCUGGUGGCCAGUGCUCAUGCCUUAGGGGAGGGCCAAUUCCCUUUUCCAACUCUUCCAAAUCAGCCCCCACCAGGCCCUGAGUCCGAGACUGACCCACAAGUGCCCCAGGAGGGUGUGGACAUGCUGGUGUCCAUUCGCCGAGGGGUGCGACUGCGGAAAACCGUCUCCAAUGAUCGUUCCGCACCACGGAUUCUGUAAUGGCUUCUGGAGAGAUGGAAGAAUUAGACCGAAGUAACCCAGAAAAAUACUUCACAUUGACUCUGAGCUAUGAAAAGAAGAUAAAAUAUUUUAUGUUUAAAGUCAUUAGAGAAAAUACAAUGAAUAACAAUAAUGAAAAAGAAAAUGAUAUGUAACAACAGGCUCAGGCCACUAUAACUCGUAGCGUGUCUGAACGCAUGUUUGUCUUAUUAACACGCCCAUCACCACAGGAUGGUUGAACUGUAGUGAGACAAUUAACUACUGAAAGAACAAGGGACCAUGAUGCUGCGGGAUUUUUGUGGUCCUCUCUAAUCUCAAAGGUCCCCCUAAAAUAACAGCCCUCCCCAAACUAUGGACCCCAGGAAUCUGUGCUGGAGAAGCUCCCUCAAAAUCAGGGGUAUGCAGGGGUACAAAUCUUUGCCCUCCACAACGCUCUUUAACCCCGCCCUCACCUCCAGUAAAUUUGACAUCACACCCUGAAAGUAAUAGUGGCAUUGCACGUUGGUCUUUGGCUCAGUCUGCACUGCUGUUAGUUAGGCUGGAGGUGAGCAGGGCUGUGCUGCAGGUCAGCUUGUGGUUGCGUAGAGGGACAGGAUUUAUUUUUGUUUGUACACUUCUGUUGUCUUUUUUGUCUUAUUUACGAGCAGUUAAUCACCCUCCUAUCUCCUAGGAGUAGAACAUGUUUAUGUCAGGUGUAUGAAUUUUUGUAGAACUAAGGUGAAAAACCACCAUGAUAAUGUUGAGCAAUAAUGCUUUUUCCCUUUUUCUUUUUUUGUUUAUUUUUUUGUUUAUUUUUAACAGGGGAAGGUUUUGAAGAUUAGCUUUUAAUAAAGCUGUUCAUUUUCAAUGUUUCAGGUGUCUUCAGAGAAGCAUAUGCUUUUGAAGACUGUAAGACUUCUUGUCAAGUCUAAUUAUGGCUUAUUUAAAGGUGCACUCAGUAAAAUUUGUGUUAAAGAAAUAUUCCGGGUUCAAUACCAGUUGAGCUCAAUCGACAGCACUUGUGGCAUACCACCAAAAAUUAUUUCAACUCACCCCUCCUUUUCUUUAAAAAGCAAAAAUCGAGGUUACAGUGAAGUGCUUACAAUUGAAGUCAAUGGGACAAUUUCUUUUUGGGGGGUUAAAGGCAGAAAUGUGAAGCUUAUAAUUUUAAAAAGGCACUUACAUUAAUUCUUCUGUUAAACUUGUAUAUAAUUUGAUCUGUAAAUUUGUUUAAAUCAUUGUUUUUACAGUCGUUUUAGGAUUUACUGCAAUACGUCAUUAUGUCAACGGAAUUGUAAAAUUGGCUAUAACUUUACACAGAAAAGGUUAGUAAGUGAUUUUAUUAUACUAAAAUCAUGUUAACACACAUAUUGUUUACGUCUUGUGGCUAUACCUUUGAAACAGUGAGUAUUUUAAAGUUUACAGAUUGCCCCAUUCACUUCCAUUCUAAGUACCUCACUGUAACUCGAAUUUUGCUUGUUUUUUUUUUUUUUUUUUUUAAGAAAAGGAGGAGCAAGUCAAAAUACAUUUUUGUGGUGAUAAACAUUUUCCCUUAAAUACUGUCGGUUGAGCUUAACUUGUAUUUAACCCGGAACAUUCCUUUCAUGUUGCGCUGACACCAAAAUUAGUGGUUACUGAUGUCAUUGUAAAAAUGCGCUAUUCGCAGUCAGCCAUGAUUCAUUUAUUCUGUGAAAGCAUCUUGUUACUAGGGAUUAUGAGAUAAAGCAAAUCAUUUAGGCUGGUUGAAUGAUCUCAACACUGUGGCUUGAACACUAAUGAAUGUUCGCCCAGAACCAUAUGUAGGAUAAAGCUGAGAGUUUUCAUCUCAAGUCAGUGUACAUCAAUUUAAAUAAAUAAACAAAAAAUACUGUUACUAUAUAUUUCUGUUCAGUAGUUUUGCAAAAAAAAAAAAAUAAUAAUAAAAAAAUAAAAAUAAAAUAAAAAAUUACUGAGUGCACUUUUUAAAAAAGAGGAGAGCACUUUUAAUGUGUAGUUUAAGGUUUUGACCACUAGUGGUCACUGUGGCCACACUGUGUGUGGUGAAUCCCGUGAGAAGGUGUGAUUGCAUGCCCUUAUGUAUAGGAACACGGAUGUGUACUGUAUAGCAAUGUAGGAAAACAAGAGAGAGACUGGAAGUGAAGCAGAGAUGGAUAUAUGAACAAUGUUUUUGAAAGUGAAUUGAUUGCUAAGUUAUAUUUAAUUUCCAAUUUGAGCUUCUUAAGUAUGAUAUUUUAUAGGGCAGUUUAUUUAUCACCUGUUGCUAGCAAGCCUCAAAACACAGUCCCCCUGAAAUAGCUGUAGGAGGAUGAGCUAAUAUGAAGGCACAAACCUGGCUGCCAUUUUUGAAAAAAAAAAAAAAGAAGGAAGGAACUUUGGAAAUGCAGAGGGAAGUGGGGAUGAAAAAAGGAGGUAGAGAAUAUUGAUCUCGGACAAGAGGAGUCAUCCAGUUGUUUAUGAUAAAAGCAUUCCACUGCCUGUUGACAUAGGAAUACAUAACUAUGAAACAAAAGGUUUCUGGUUCCCAAGGUUCCUAGCAUCUUUAGAUUUACCACAGUACUGUCAACAGAAGGGUGAUUCCCUGACGUGAAGAUAACAAUGCUCUGUGAUGAUACUGGAUGUGGAAGUGACGUAGGAGGUCAAAACAUAGUUUUAGUCAUGUUGUGUCUGUUUGUGAGUGACUUUCUUUUCUUCCAAAACUCACGAUAACCCCGGCAGUCAUUACUAGUGCUGUUCACAACAAACGCAAGACAUUUACUCCUCAUUCUGACUUUUGGUUUGUUUUUGAAUGAUUUAUUUUGCAUAAAUAGAGCACUCUGUUUUAGGAAUGCCUGUGGUAAAAAAACAAAAAUCAAAAGUAAAAAAGUGUCAAAAUGCUCUGGAAAUAGUGCUGUUCUGGAACACUGAAACCACACUGAGAGCAGACUGGAAUGAAAGAAUAAGGUUAAGGUUUAAAUUUAAUUCAGCCAGCCAAUAAAAGGGCGGGUCAUAGCUUUGUAUAUAUUCAUAUACAUGCAUACUGUAAAAGAAGGUGAACAUUAACUGUACAGGUAGCUUCACUACAAACAAAACAUGCCCCACACAGAUAUUGUUUAGCAAUGGUGGUGAUGUAGGAGUGGGCAAGGAAUCAACUGAAAAUUGGCAGCAAUUAAAGGUUUCAAGCUAGAUACAAGAAAAGAAACACCAUAUCUCACAAUGAAACUUACAUUUGAUGGUUAUUGUUUCAUGGCAUACUUAAAGGUAUAGUUCACUGACAAAAUUGAAAGUUCUGUCAUUAUUUUAUGAUUGGCACCACCCUCUUGUUGUUCCAAACACAUAUUACUUUUUCUUUCUUUCUUUCUUUCUUUCUUUCUUUCUUUCUUACUUUCUUCCGUGGAACACAAAAGGAGAAGUUAGGCAGAAUGAGAGCCUCAGUCUCAUUCACUUCAUUGUAUGGAAAAAAAGAUGUUAUUUUGAAUUUGUUGAGCGGAAAAACAUAAACGGUUAUGAAAAGUGUUUUAGGAAGUAACUUAAAAGUAAAGUAAUUAGUAAUAUGAUUACUUUAAAGUAAUCUGAUUAUAAUUUCAAAGAAGUAAUUUGUAAUUUGAAGUGGAUUACUUUUUUUUAGUAAUUUACCCAACACUGACGGUGACAGACUAACAUACUACCUAACAUCUCCUUUUGUGUAAGAAAGAAAGUCCUAUGGGUUUGGAACAACACAAGGGUGAAUAAAUGAUGCCAGAGUUUUCAUUUCUGGGUGAACUGUAAUAAGAGAUCAAAAGAUACAGUUCUCAAAAGCUCAAUGCAGAGAGUGAGGGAAGUACACAGAGUCUUGUAGACAGGAGGGAGAUGGAGGAUGAAAGUAAAAAGAGCAAGAAGAAUGAGAUGAGUAAGAGAGUGAGAGUGAGAAAGACAAGGCCAGUAGAGAAUAAUUUGUGAAAGAAACGAGGUAGAGAAGAGGUGAGGAGGAAAAAAGAAAGAAGGGCCUGAUUGCAGGUAGUUGGCUUACUGUUGUCCCUUUAUUGUAAUGUCAGUCUCAGCGGGUUUCUUCUACAGAGGUCAUGAAGCAGGAUGACAGUUAAAAGCCCCUCAAGAGGAAACCAGGGAAAGGAAAAGAAUAUCACUGAAGUUCAGCCUUCAGGGUCUCAAUAUCUGCGCAUAGAAGUGUUGUGUGAUUAUACACACAUUUCCUCUUUGUUUUGCAGUUGCGUUUAAGAUUACUCGUGUCAUUCGUCGUCUGCUGAACGUCAAUCAUAUGCUCAUUAUAAGUCAGCAGUCAGCAAGACCUCAUAAUUAAGCUGUGGAAAUUUGAUUUUUUGGAUUUUUCCCCAUUGGACUAUUAUCUUACACCUUAAGUUUAUAACGCUCAGGAUUAACAGAUUGUCUCUAGUCCAGAGCAUAGCUCUUUAACACAUGGACAUGGUUAUUUUAGAUAAUGUCAAGGUGGAAAAAGUGGUUUAGAAAUUAUGAGGGCAAUGUUUUGACUAACAUGGUCUCACAACUGCUGGUUCCAGGACGAACAGGUAGCGAGUAACACGUAGGAGAAUUUUUCAAAAUGAAACAAGUGGCUUUAGUUCUGCCUUCAUAUAUGAUUUGUUGGUAAGCCAAACAAAUGCCAAAAAAGAAGUGAAUUGGAUAAUCUUGGUUAUUAAUAUUAAAGGAAUUUUCUGGGAUCAAGACAAGUUGAACUCAGUUAUUUUACUUUUAUAUUUUAUGUUUAACAGUUAUUUGUGGCAUAAUAUUGAUUGCCACAAAAAAAAAAAAAAAAAAAAAAAAAAAAGGGGUUAUAGUAAGGGUACUUACAAUGGAAAUGAAUGGGGCCAGUACAUAAACAUUAAAUAUAUAGCCUACUGUUUCAAAAGUAUAGCCACAAGAUGUAAACAUUAUACAUGUUAACAUGAUUUAAGUGUGAUAAAGUCAAGGGUUCAGAGGCUUUAAAAUGUACCAGAUUGCAGGGUUUACCGGCGUUACAUCGCCAUAACAACAAGGUUGUAAUACUGGAUAUAACUUUACACAGAUAUGGUUUGUAAUUGAUUUUGACACUAAAAUCAUGUUAAUGUGUAUUGUUUAACUAUUCUGCCUAUACUUUUCAAACAGUGUGUAUUUUAAUAUUUAUGGACACGUUUCUUUUUUUUUUUUGUGGUUGUCAACGUUAUGCCACAAAUACUGUCAGUUGAGCUUAACUUGAAAUAAACUCGGAACAUUCCUUUAUGUGUCAAUUGACCAAAUAAUAUUGAGAGUUAGCACACAAUCAUAAGUAUAAUGUCGGCCUUAUGCAACUUUAUGCCUUUUUGACAAUUGUCUAACCCCAAUCGUAUUCCAGAGGCAAAACAAUGCCUCCACUAUAGUCUUUCCUCUGCCAUCCGGUUUAAUUGUAUUUCACAUUUCUUAAGAUGACUCUAGACAAUGCAUGAUCAUUUGGGGUGGGUAACAGAGGAAUAAAAUGCUAAUUUGGACCUUUUCCUCACCCACUCACCCUGAAAGAAACCUGUCUCCCACACUUAGUUCAGCCACGACACCGCAAGUUCCCCCUCACUGUCAUCUCAGUCGUGCUCAUGGAGGAAGGGCUUUGUAAACUGGUGUCAUGGAAACUGAGCUAUGUAUCCUACACUAUCAGCCUUUCUUUCGAAGCGAGUUUCCCGCAGUUCAAACAACCUCACAACAUACCCCAAACAGCAGUCUCUAGAGCUCAACACUUAGCCAGUGUACUUGAUUAUGUUUCUUAAUUUCAUUUUUUUUUGUGUGUGUGUGUAAAAGAUAUAUGUGCAUUUGUUUUUUGUACAACCCCCAUUCUUCCUCAUCUGACUGAGUUGAGUAAUGUUACAGGUGCUAUUGUCUCUGUCCUCCUUCUUUCGCUUCUCUUACUCUCCUGCUUUAAUUUAUUGUGCUGUUUUCUUAAGGCUAAUUUGCCACUCUUGCUGAUAACAUCAGUUCUUUAUUUAUCCUUCUAAUUUUUGUUAAGUUUAGUCACAGCUAAUGUAACAAAACACACUGUGAUGAUUCCAGUAUUAAUAAAAGUCGUACUUAAACUGUG